AUAGACGUUUUAAUGUUUCCUGCUUUGCCGGGCGCUUGAUAGUGUGUGGCAGUGAAUGGAUGAAAGACGGUUCUGCCUGUCCCAUCGCUUCUAUGCGCGCUUCAAUUAACAAUAUCCAGGUAUUUUUUGGGUUAUAAAUAUAAUUUCCAUUGCUCCCGACGCGGCAGUGGAAGUCAACUGGGUGAUAACCACGAGAAAAUAAGAAAAGAGUGCCAGAAUGGAGAUUUCCAGCUGUACCUGCGAGCUAUAGCGGUGCCACUGACUUCUGAAGAGCAGACUUGUGAACUUUGACUCCACGCUGCAGAGACCUAUCUGACCGAAUCCCACCCACGAAAUGGAGGAGCAAACCAGCUGUCCCAACGUCAGCAUCCCCUGCUACAACGAGCAGAGGGACAAGAAGAAACGCUUCACUGUUUACAAAGUGAUGGUGAACGUUGGAGGGAACGAAUGGUUUGUCUUCAGGAGAUACGCAGAGUUCGACAAACUCUACAAUACGUUAAGAAAACAGUUUCCUUCUAUGAAUCUGAAGAUCCCAGCUAAGAGAAUAUUUGGGGACAAUUUUGAGCCAGAGUUCAUAAAGCAAAGGAGAACUGGGCUACAUGAAUUCAUCCAGAGACUAGUCUCCCAUCCCCAGCUUAGUAACCAUCCCGAUGUCAGAGACUUCCUUCAAAUGGACAAUUUGAAAAACCUCUCUGACGCCUCUGAGGACGAGGAUGAGAAAAAAAGUUCUACCUCCAGAAAUAUUAACCUGGGACCAUCUGGAAAUCCUCAAGCAAAGCCAACAGACUUUGACUUUCUUAAAGUCAUUGGGAAGGGAAGUUUUGGCAAGGUUUUUCUUGCUAAACGUAAGCUGGAUGGGAAGUUUUAUGCAAUCAAGGUCUUGCAGAAAAGAGUUAUUCUGAAAAGGAGAGAGCAAAAACACAUCAUGGCCGAACGCAACGUGCUUCUGAAAAAUGUCAAGCACCCCUUCUUGGUCGGACUGCAUUAUUCGUUCCAGACUACAGAAAAGUUGUACUUUGUCUUGGACUUCAUCAAUGGUGGAGAACUGUUUUUCCACCUCCAAAGAGAACGGACCUUUCCAGAACCCAGAGCAAAGUUCUACGGCGCAGAAAUAGCAAGUGCACUGGGCUACCUGCAUUCCCUAAACAUAGUUUACAGGGAUUUGAAACCAGAAAAUAUUCUGCUUGACUACCAAGGACAUGUAGUUUUGACUGACUUUGGAUUGUGUAAAGAGGGUAUUUCCCAAGCUGAGACUACAACGACAUUUUGUGGGACACCAGAGUAUCUAGCCCCGGAGGUCCUGAGAAAGCAGCCCUACGACAACACAGUGGACUGGUGGUGCCUUGGCUCUGUCCUCUACGAGAUGCUGUAUGGCCUGCCUCCAUUCUACAGCAGGGACACCCAUGAAAUGUAUGACAACAUCCUUCAUAAGACGCUGCUGAUGAGGCCUGGAGCGUCUACCACUGCCUGGUCCAUCCUGGCAGCACUUUUGGAGAAGGACCGGACCAAGAGGCUGGGCUCAAGGGAGGACUUUAAUGAGAUCAAAAGACACAACUUCUUUUCCUCCAUUAACUGGGAUGACCUAGAACACAAAAAGAUUUCACCCCCGUUCAAUCCCAACGUGAAUUCCCAGUAUGACAUAUCAAACUUCGAUCCAGAAUUCACAGAAGAAACGGUUCCAAACUCUGUGUGCUAUUCCACUGACCUUUCCAUCGUGAAUGCCAGUGUCCUGGAGGCUGAUGAUGCCUUCUUGGGUUUUUCGUAUGCCCCGCCCUCAGAUGAUGCUUUCCUGUAAAAGGGCCCAAUACACACAGCUGCUUCCUGCUUUUUUUUUUUUUUUUGUUAAACAACAUAGGCAUAGCUUGAAGGGGCCUUUUGACUUUGCCUUACCUAAUGGAAAUUAUUUUGGAUAAAAAGGGAAUAAUUCCUUGCAUUAAUACCUCUCAACAGAGAGCCAAAGCCUUCAUGAUCAUAUAACACAUCUAAAUGAUAUGGGCAGCUGCUUGUGCCAGCAAAUAUCUCAUAUAUAUGAGAGAGAGAGAGAAUUCAUUUGACCAAGUUAUUAACAUGUUGAACCAAAGUUGUCUUGUAGAUUUAAAAAUCUACAUAUGCCUUGUAAUCAGUGUUUCUAUUUUAAAA
This is a messenger RNA of Megalops cyprinoides (Indo-Pacific tarpon), 2139 nucleotides long. RefSeq names its product serum/glucocorticoid regulated kinase family member 3 (gene sgk3). NCBI's taxonomy places the organism in Eukaryota, Metazoa, Chordata, Actinopteri, Elopiformes, Megalopidae. The record is from RefSeq and is a predicted model, not a curated record. Gene Ontology annotation, biological process: protein phosphorylation. Gene Ontology annotation, molecular function: protein serine/threonine kinase activity; phosphatidylinositol binding; ATP binding. The transcript has 17 exons. Bases 335 to 1795 code for a protein of 486 amino acids.